Molecule: messenger RNA, 817 nt
Organism: Cyphomyrmex costatus
Lineage: Eukaryota; Metazoa; Arthropoda; Insecta; Hymenoptera; Formicidae
Gene: Fdx2
Product: Adrenodoxin-like protein 2, mitochondrial Ferredoxin 2
Exons: 4
Coding region: 350-817 (155 amino acids)
Biological process (GO): P450-containing electron transport chain
Cellular component (GO): mitochondrion
Molecular function (GO): electron transfer activity; 2 iron, 2 sulfur cluster binding
Source: RefSeq, a predicted model, not a curated record
UUUGCUUUCCAAUGCUUGGUAUGGUUAGCAGGCACAUGGGUCCGAUGGAUCAGUUGUGGCAAGUCGUUGUCAACAGUCGUUAGAGAAUUCACAUUGAAUUAUCGCCUUGGGUCGAAUAGUGUACAAGGGCCAAGAUUGACACGUCGUGUUUCGUUAAAAUUCGUCAUUUUGGUGGUGAAGCCAGCUCUUAUCGCGCAGUGUUUAUUAAAACAGACGGAUUGUCGGUUUGCGCAGACGUAUUACGAUCCGAGGUUCCAACGUGGUUCUCUCAAACUUCAUUUUCGAGCAAUAAUUUCCUCAAUAAAACACUCGUGUACCGUACGAACGAUUUGAUGCUUGACAUUGGAUAAUGGCACUGAUGCGGGGAUUAAGAUCGUUUUCUGUCUUAGGAACGAAUUAUGCAUACUCAUACAUAUCUAGUCAAGUUAUCCCCGCGAGAACUGUGUCUCUCAUGCAACCGCUUUCUAAGAAUAAAGAGAUCACUAUAACAUUUAUUAAAGCCAAUGGAGAAAGGAUAAAAGCAAAAGGGGAAAUUGGAAACAGUAUUUUAGAUAUUGUUGUAAACAAUGAUCUUGAUUUGGAUGGUUAUGGAGCUUGUGAAGGAACACUAACGUGCAGCACUUGUCAUUUAGUUUUUUCUAAGGAUGCGUUUAAAAAUCUUUCUGAUCAACCUACAGAGGAAGAAAUCGAUAUGCUGGAUUUGGCACAAGAGCGAGGACCAACUUCAAGAUUAGGCUGCCAAGUAAUCGUGACUGAAGAACAGGACGGUAUUGAAGUAAGAGUACCAGCUAUCAUUAAUGAUGCAAGACAAACAUAA